This is a messenger RNA of Melanotaenia boesemani (Boeseman's rainbowfish), 3313 nucleotides long. RefSeq names its product MAPK activated protein kinase 2a (gene mapkapk2a). Gene Ontology annotation, cellular component: cytoplasm; nucleus. Lineage: Eukaryota; Metazoa; Chordata; Actinopteri; Atheriniformes; Melanotaeniidae. Gene Ontology annotation, molecular function: calcium-dependent protein serine/threonine kinase activity; ATP binding; calmodulin binding. Bases 511 to 1680 code for a protein of 389 amino acids. The record is from RefSeq and is a predicted model, not a curated record. Gene Ontology annotation, biological process: intracellular signal transduction; peptidyl-serine phosphorylation; inflammatory response. The transcript is spliced from 10 exons.
AAGUAAAACCUGCUGGUCCUGGUCGUCUGAACACUGGAGUGAAGUGGCGUGCUAGUGGUUACGGACUUUUCUGUCUGUUGUUUGUCUGUUGUUUAAUGUUUUUGCCGCUUUUUAAUUUGACCUCCGAAGUUUCACAAUAUUAAUUGCGAAGCCCAGCGCUUUGACCAACUUAGAGGAUGUUUUAGGAAAGUUCCCGAAGCGCUCUUUGAGGAACCGAUGGGAGGAGAUGGAUAAGCUAACCGAUAGCUUAGUUGUUAGCCGAGAAUCAUAGAUCAUAGAAUAGGUUCGCGCUAGCAUGCUAACAACUAGCUAAUUUAGCAUUCGUCGGCUAACCAAGUGACUUUGUUCAACCUGUAACGUCAGAACUACUGCCAGCUUGUGCCCGGGCCUGGCUGCUCACCCUGCAUAAGAUUGUCAAAAGCCAGCUAACUCAGGAAGACUCGACUUCUGUGUAGAGGGGAACGACAUUAAGAGGUGGCGGCUGUUAAUCUUUCAGCUUAGCCCAUAAACAUGCUGUCCAACGCUCAGAACCAGCCACUGUUUCCGAACCCGGCGGGUCAGCAGAACCCGGGCGGGCAGCAGAAUCCCACGGGCCAGUUCCUACCCUUUCAUGCGAGACCCAACCUACAGAUCAAGAAGAACGCCAUAACUGACGACUACAAGGUGACUAACCAGGUGUUGGGUCUGGGCAUCAAUGGCAAGGUGCUCGAGAUCUUUCAGAAGAAGACCGGUGACAAAUAUGCGCUUAAGAUGCUACAGGACUGUCCUAAGGCCCGCAGGGAGGUGGAACUUCACUGGAGGGCAUCACCCUGUGCCAACAUUGUGCGCAUCAUUGAUGUUUAUGAGAACCUUUAUCAAGGCAGAAAAUGUCUCCUUAUUGUGAUGGAGUGUAUGGAUGGUGGUGAGCUUUUCAGUCGAAUCCAGGACAGAGGAGACCAAGCCUUCACCGAGAAAGAGGCAUCUGAUAUCAUGAAGAGCAUAGGAGAGGCUAUCCAGUUCUUACAUGCGGUCAACAUUGCACAUCGAGACGUCAAGCCAGAGAAUUUACUGUAUUCCUCAAAGAGGCCCAAUGCCCUGCUCAAACUCACAGACUUUGGUUUUGCCAAGGAGACCACUUCACAUAACUCUUUAGAUACUCCCUGCUACACCCCGUACUAUGUUGCUCCAGAGGUCCUGGGCCCAGAGAAAUAUGACAAGUCAUGUGACAUGUGGUCAUUGGGUGUCAUUAUGUAUAUCCUGCUGUGUGGGUACCCUCCAUUUUAUUCCAACCAUGGCCUAGCCAUCUCGCCUGGGAUGAAGAAAAGGAUCAGGAUGGGCCAGUACGAAUUUCCCAACCCUGAAUGGUCUGAUGUAUCAGAGGAAGCUAAACAGCUCAUCAGGACGCUCCUAAAGACUGAACCGACCCAAAGGAUGACCAUCACAGAGUUCAUGAAUCAUCCGUGGAUCAAUCAAUCAAUGGAAGUUCCCCAGACCCCACUUCACACCAGCCGAGUUUUAAUGGAGGAGAAGGACGCAUGGGAGGAAGUCAAGGAGGAAAUGACGAGUGCCUUGGCAACAAUGAGGGUCGACUAUGAGCAAAUCAAAAUCAAGACCAUUGAGGACUCAACCAACCCACUGCUAACGAAAAGAAGGAAGAGAGCCAAUAACGCCAUGCCUGAUCCAAAGUCUGCUGCACACUGAAAGAUGCACGCUUGCAUGCACACACAAACACAGGUUGCGAAAAAAGGAAGCAAUAAUUUGUCGACACUAGUCGCAUUGCAUGGAUUUUCAGUGUUUUAUUUUUCUUGACAAAUUCUAAUGUUUUGUAAGAGUGUUUUGUUUUUAUUACUCUACCAUGUUAACAUACCGUGUUAACAGACUCAUUAUUCUGCUCGCGCAGAGCGAUGAGUUGAACUUGUAUUUUUACACCACAAAAGAGAUUAUGACUCUGACAAGAGGAGGAGAGGGGGUAGAUUUCUCUCCUCUUCCAAAUAUGAGGUUGUGUACUCCAGAGGGGCUUGAAUGUUGGAAUAAAACAUGAAGCCUUAGCAUUAGUUAUCUUUCACCCCACAGCCCCGCUUCAGUUGAAUGUUAUCAAAUGGCUAAAUCCCAAAAACAGAAACAAGGGAAAGUUUCUUUUUCUAUAAAUGCAAAGUAAGCAGAUGUAUUUUGAACUGACAAGUGGAAUGUGAAGACUCUGUCCCUGACUGAUGAAAUUAGCUGGAAAUAGAUGCUAAUUUCUGGGGCCGGGAGUAUCUGUCAGGUUCAGUUUGUCUUUAUGAAUGUUGAACUGAGGCCCAUGCACUCACACACGGGCCGGACGCCACUAUGACAGAGCACCUCACUCGUAGCCCCUCUCUCCUACCCUAAUUCCUGCUUAUUUAUCAGGUAAAUAGUUUUAGGACAGAGAAAGAAGCUGUGGUGUUUUUUUUGUUACACUGAAACCAGCUCUUCUUUCUCUUGCAUGUAGCUCGUUGGAGAGUAGGAGGCAGAUUAUACUGUAUUUUUUAAUGGAUUUUAUGAAAGUUUUAGUAUAGGCCUUACUGAGCAUUGCUUAUCAGCAAACGGCUUUUUAACCCCUUCCUACUAUUAAGUUCCAACCUUUACCCAUGUUGCGCUGCAGAAUUGUUUCAGGUUAAUGCUAUGCAGAUGUGUUUGUCAGCUUGAAGUACUGUUAAAAAGUUGUGGUGUUUUCUGUUUGCAACUGUGUUGGGGAGAAGUUAAGCAACAAUAAGGGUUGCUUGUGUGUUUAUGUAAGCAGUAGUGUCUCAAGCAGUGCAGAACUGUUAGUUGCACCAUCCCAGCGGCCUGGAGGCUCAGUCUCUUAUUUGGUACAAUUCACAUUUCUUGGAGGGCUGAGAGAAAGUUAACAUAUGAAACUUCCCUUUUUUGAUGGGGCACAGUCUGAUACGGCACCAGCCAUCUAUCAUCACACUCGGAGGGUAAAAUGGUUCUUUAUUUUUUGUGCUCUGUUAAUGGGACAGGAUGCUUCCCAGCUCACUUGGUAUCAUGGAAAAUAAAUGUUCAUUUUGUCAAUUUGGUCCACUUCACUUUGUAAAAUCACAUUUGCAUCACACCUGAAAAUCUCACCCAAGUAUGUUCAUUGAAUGUUUGAUUAUUACUUCUUUUUUUUUAUUUUUAUUUUGUAAUGAAAGCACAGAUGUGUGUGUCUGUACUCAUCUUUGAGUCUGUUCCGCUCCACCUGCCAUAUUUUUGUCUGCUUCAGCUUUGGAUUAAAAAAAAAAAAAACAACAAAAAAAACCAACACAAAACAAACCUGCUCUUUUUUUCUUCCUUGAAUAUAAAAUCAUUUUUAUCUGAACCCCCCCCCCCC